Molecule: messenger RNA, 2151 nt
Organism: Cotesia glomerata
Lineage: Eukaryota; Metazoa; Arthropoda; Insecta; Hymenoptera; Braconidae
Gene: cass
Product: apoptosis inhibitor 5
Exons: 9
Coding region: 390-1973 (527 amino acids)
Biological process (GO): negative regulation of apoptotic process
Cellular component (GO): nucleus
Molecular function (GO): RNA binding
Source: RefSeq, a predicted model, not a curated record
UAUUACCUCACGGUCUGUCGUCGGUUACUAAUGCUAUUAAAAUUAGUGCAUCGUAGUUUGUAAUUUAAACUCUAAUAAAAUUCGGUAUUUGUGUUCACGGUUUAUUUUUUAUUCGUCUAUAAAAAAUUAAGUUAUUAAAUUAGUGUAAAUUAUAUUUAAAAAAAUAUUUUGUAAAGUGAAAGUUAUUUGGGAAGCCUGGUGGCUAACUGAACCCAUACAUCACCGCGUGUGUUGCGACCAUUUUUGUUUCAAGAAAUUUUUCAGGGCGUUUGCCGGUCCUUGAUUUUCUAAUAAUAAUAAAAUAACGUAUAUUUUUAAUUACAUUAAGUUUUGCAAAGUUAUUUUUUGUUAUUUAAUCAGAGGUUAUUAUUAUUAUAUAAACAAUCAAAAUGAGUACUGAUAGUAUUGAAAAAUUGUAUAAAAAUUACGGAAUAUUAGCUGACGCCAAAGACAAAGUUUCGGAGCAUGAAAAAGAAUAUUUGGAAAUUUUGAAAGCAGUGAAAGGAACUGCCAAAGAAAAGCGUUUGGCGUCGCAAUUUAUUGCUAGAUUCUUCAAGCACUUCCCACAAUUAGCUGAUCAAGCUAUUGAUGCUCAAUUAGAUCUUUGUGAAGAUGAAGAUAUGGCUAUUCGUAAACAAGCUAUUAAAGAUUUGCCUGCGUUAUGUAAGGACAACAAGGAGCAUACUCCAAGAAUUGCUGAUAUUUUGGCUCAGUUAUUGCAAGCUCAAGAUCCAACAGAAUUAGCUGUUGUUUGUAAUAGUAUUAUGACUUUGAUGAAAAAUGACCCAAAAGCCACUCUGAGCGGAUUUUUCAGCCAAAUAGUUAAUGGAGAUGAUGGGACUCGUGAAAGUUGUAUCAAAUUUUUAGCGACCAAAUUGAAAUCAUUGGGUCAUGAUAUUAUUAACAAAGAAUCUGAGGAUUUAUUAAUUACUGAAUGCAAGAAAGUAUUAAGGGAUGUAACUGCUGAAGAGUUCCACAACAUAAUGGAUAUUUUAGGAUGGACAAGAUUAGGAUCAACAGUGGCUGGUCAGCAGGAGUUGAUUGAAAUAACAAUUGAACAAGCGGAGCUUUCAGUUCCAUUCAAGCAUAACAACGUAGAACAAUGGGAUAAACUCGUACAUUGUAUUAAACACGCGCUUCCUCAUUUCAAUGCUCAAACAGAUUCUUCUAGGUAUGUUUCGUACAUUUGCAUGCAGGUACUUCCACACUUGUCUCUAAUCGCAGCUCCUGAUAGCCGAGAUGCUCAAUUAGAAAUUCUUAAGCUACUUGCUGAGUUGGUAGCUUUUUGCGGAGCUAUUGAAAAACCAGAUGAAAAAGUUCAGCAAAUUUACAACGCGCUUAUCACUUACAUGCCAUUGCCGCCAGACUCUGAAAUUUCAGAAGUUCCCAAGCUUCAAUUCAGUCACGUCGAAUGUCUUAUGUAUGCGUUUCACAAACUGUGCAAACAAACACCAGAAUUUUUGCUCAAGGAUGCCGAGCAACUCAAAGAGUUCAAAUUAAGGCUCCAGUAUUUUGCUCGUGGGAUUCAAGGUUACAUUAAAAAAUUACGCGAGGCUAUUGGCGGUAAAACUGAAGAGGAAUUGAAGACUGAGGAGAAUCAAUUGAAGGUUGUCGCUUUGAAGACUACUAAUAAUAUCAAUACGCUGAUUAAAGAUUUGUUCCACUCGCCACCCAGCUUCAAGAGUGUUAUUCAUCUUUCAUGGAAGACUCCUACUGUUGACAAGAAGAAUGAAAAAGUAGCUACGGCUCAAAAAAGGCAUACUCCAAUAACUUUUGGCAACGGAAGCCCUACAAAACGCAGCAAAGAAGAAUACAAAGGAGGCAAAAGAGAAAUUUACACACCACCAAGCGGAAAAUAUAGCUCGAACAUCUCAUCUAAUUACGGUAAUCGCGGACGGUUCCGUGGAAACAGAUCAGGUGGACGAGGAUUCAGACCACGAGGACGUGGAACCUGGAGGAAGAAUUCUUACUAAUUUAUAAAUAAAUUUCUAAAAUAAGUGAGAGUAAAUUAUAACAGCGAUAAUUCGGAAAUUUAAAUUAUAUAUUAUUUGAUUGGAGGAGUUUGAGAGUACAAGCAAGAUUCAAUAUUGAGAACAAGAGCUACUGAGUGAAAGAAGAUGAAUAUAAAAAUAUUCAACAAAACUAAAGAUU